CCCUCGGAGCCGGAAGUGAAGGAGCCAAACAAGCCGGCCGGGCCCACAGCUCCUCUUCAGCCACAGACCCACCGACAUGUCCAACAUGGAGAAGCACCUGUUUAACUUGAAGUUCGCUGCCAAAGAGCUGAGCAGGAACUCCAAAAAGUGCGACAAGGAAGAGAAGGCGGAGAAGGCCAAGAUAAAGAAGGCCAUUCAGAAGGGGAACACAGAGGUCGCACGGAUACACGCUGAAAACGCAAUCCGGCAGAAGAACCAGGCCAUUAACUUCCUCCGGAUGAGCGCUCGGGUGGACGCGGUGGCGGCUCGGGUCCAGACCGCGGUCACCAUGGGCAAGGUGACCAAGUCAAUGGCGGGUGUAGUGAAGUCCAUGGAUGCCACGUUGAAGAGCAUGAACCUGGAGAAGAUCUCCGCCCUGAUGGACAAGUUCGAGCACCAGUUCGAGACGCUGGACGUUCAGACGCAGCAGAUGGAGGACACGAUGAGCAACACCACGACCCUCACCACGCCUCAGAACCAAGUGGACCUGCUGCUGCAGGAGAUGGCGGACGAAGCCGGCCUGGAUCUGAACAUGGAGUUACCCCAGGGCCAGACGGGCUCCGUGGUGGGCACGAGCGUCGCCUCGACCGAGCAGGACGAGCUGUCGCAGAGACUCGCCCGCCUCCGGGACCAGGUGUAACGGACCGGCCGUCGUUCCCGCCCCCGCUUCUGAACCGCCGUCCCACCUUCCGGCCCCCUCACCCCCUCCGGAAAAACCGUGCCCGUUCCCCGGAUGCUCGGUCACUGUCGGCCGGCGACAGUUCCCAAAUCCAAUACCGGGAACCCGCUCCGGGCGCGCCUUCCCCGAGAGGAUCGGAGCGUUCGGAGCGGCCAGGGAGGGGAGGGGGGCGGGGGUCUCGGUCCCUUCCGCGGGACCCUGGUGAGGUGUAAAGAACCGUCCCUGUUACGUUUGUCCGAAACCCCAGACCCAAACCCGACUGGGAUGGCCCAGGGGCCGGGGUCAGUUUUAAUCUUCACGGAGGAUGGCCAGUUGUCGUCGAACUGGUAGCCCCGUGAGGCGUCCAGCCACCUCUGACCAGACGGCGUGAGCUGGCUCUGGUCCGCGUCCCUCAGAUGGCCGGCGAGCGGCGGGACGACGCUCGUGCCCGGAGCCCGGGACUCCUGCCCUCCGAGUUGUAUAAAUUCCUAUAAAAAUGGUCUUGGUUAACGGGAA
This is a messenger RNA of Tachyglossus aculeatus (Australian echidna), 1213 nucleotides long. RefSeq names its product charged multivesicular body protein 1B (gene CHMP1B). Gene Ontology annotation, cellular component: multivesicular body; ESCRT III complex. Gene Ontology annotation, biological process: late endosome to vacuole transport; endosome transport via multivesicular body sorting pathway; protein transport. NCBI's taxonomy places the organism in Eukaryota, Metazoa, Chordata, Mammalia, Monotremata, Tachyglossidae. The transcript is spliced from 8 exons. The record is from RefSeq and is a predicted model, not a curated record. The coding region runs from base 77 to 679 and encodes 200 amino acids.